GUCGGCCCCAAACCAACGGAAUGGCGCUUAGCCCCCUGGGAAAUGUCGUGAUCCGAGCCAGGUUUGACUGCCUCUGAGAGGGGCGAGCUGUGGCGAAUGAACUACGACUCCCAGCAGCCCUCGCGCCCGCCGCCGCGGCUCUCUGGCUGGGGUGACCUUCGUGAUUCUCCUGUCAGAGUGCUUGGCUGGCCCGCGCGAGUGGGCGUGGAGAGUAGGGACGGGGCUGGAUGAAGGUGCCAGGGGCCCUGGACCUAACCUAAGAGAGCUCUGCUCUGGAGACCCACGCCGCGCCGCGCCGUUUCGGGAACCAGCAUGGAGAGUAGGUGCUACGGCUGCGCUGGCAAGUUCACCCUCUUCAAGAAGGAGUACGGCUGUAAGAACUGUGGCCGGGCCUUCUGUUCCGGCUGCCUUAGCUUCAGUGCAGCGGUUCCCCGGGCUGGAAACACCCGCCAGAAAGUCUGCAAGCAGUGCCAUGAGGUCCUGACCAGAGGAUCUUCUCCUGCCAAUGCUUCCAAGUGGUCACCACCUCAGAACUAUAAGAAAGCUUCUAUCUCAUGUCCUGCCAGGCGUGUGGCAGCCUUGGAAGCCAAGCAGAAGCCCAGCACUCCCCAGAGCCAUGGGCUGACCCAGCAAGACCAAGUCAUUGCUGAGCGCCUAGCACAGCUCCGCCAGGAGAACAAGCCCAAGUCAGUGCCCUCGCAGGCAGAGAUAGAAGCCAGGCUAGCUGCACUGAGGGAUGCACCCCGGGGUUCCAUCCCUUCCACCCAGGAGAUGGAGGCACGGCUUGCUGCACUGCAGGGCAGAGUUCCACCGUCUCACACCCCCCAGCUGGCACGUCAGCCAUCAGACACCAGGACGCAGGCGCAGCAGGCACAGGAUGUGCUGACACAGCUAGCAGCGGAGGUGGCUAUUGAUGCGAGCUGGGAACGAGGAGGCCCAGCCACCUCUAUCCAGAACCACCUCAACCAGGGGGGCCCAGGGGCCCAGAGCACCCGCUCCAAGGGGCAAGCCACCUGGUCCCUGGAGGAGGAGAAGGGGAAGCUGCUGGCUGAGGCAGAGGUCGAGCUUCGGGAGGAGAACACGAGGCAGGAGCGGAUCCUGGCCCUCGCCAAGCGCCUGGCUGUGCUGCAGGGACAGGACCCCGACAGAGUGACCCUCCAGGACUACCGUCUUCCUGACAGUGAUGACGAAGAGGACGAGGAGACAGCCAUCCAGAGAGUCCUUCGGCAGCUCACUGAAGAAGCUGCCCUGGAUGAGGCAAGUGGCUUUAACAUCCCUGCGGAGCCAACUCUCAGACCCCAAGCCCAAUCCUGCAGAGCAGAGCCCAAGGCCCAGGCUGUGGCUGCCAGGCCUGAGGCUGAGGAAGAGGAGCUCCCCUGGUGCUGCAUCUGCAAUGAGGAUGCCACCCUGCGCUGUGCUGGCUGCGAUGGAGACCUCUACUGUGUCCGCUGCUUCCGGGAAGGCCAUGAUGCCUUUGAACUUAAAGAGCACCAGACAUCUGCCUACUGCCCCCUGCAUAAAGGCCAAGAGCAUUGAGGGAACCCUGGUCCUCCCGGAAAGGCCAUCCUAUAGGCAAUCUCACAGGCUGGGGGGCCUUCCAGGGCACCUGAUGGGAGAGCACAACAGGGCAGACUGCUUAUGAAUGUGCCCUUUCCUGAGCCUCAGUCUCUGGAAGGAGGAAGGAUUCUCCAUUGGAGACCAUGACCGGAGGAGCCAGAGGGAAGGCAGAAGUCAGGAGUCUCCAGCAUUGACGUCUGGACUGGGAGUGAGGGGCAUGAUGGGAAGACCAGCCUGAAUCUAAGGAGGAGCCUUGAAACUUGCUUAAGGGCCCAGGGCCCUCCACUGGCACUUAGGAGAUUUAAUGAAGUAUGUUGAUUCAUUGGACCCAGCAUCUUUUAUCUAUAGAACUCUGUGAGUCCUGAGCCUGGGCCCUUGGAGAGGUGGCAAGAGCAGAGUAGGCUCUAAGUCCAGUCCUGUGGGGUGAGGAAAAAGGUUGAGCCAUCCCGCAAGCUUCUCCAGGCGGGAACAGUCACACCCAUCCUGGUGGUCUCAUAUACAGUUGGCGUGAAUAUUCAUUCUAUUGAACUGAACGGUGCCUCCUGCUCUGGCAGCCCAGCUCAGCCUCCAGGCCCCACCAUCUUGGAUUACUCAGCCUCUCUAGUACUCAAACACUGCAUGCGCAGACGAUGAAUGCAUACCCUGCUAGCAUCCUGCCUUACUUCCAAGGGAUGCCACCUCCAGGGCUCCUGUCCCAACCUGCCUGCCAUUCGGACCCAAAGUCUGUUUCCACCAACUCCUUUCUGAUCUGAUUCCUGGCCUCUCAGCCUAUAUCCUUUACACCCCUGUGCUUAGCCCUUGCUUUUUCUCUUUCUGCCUCUGACUUGGAGCUGACUUAAGAAAGAGUCCUCAGCCUGAGGCCUCCUGAAUCAUUUAGUGGGGGGGGAGGGUUUAGCUUUCCCUGAUGCCCUGAGACCCAGCUAGGUUUUUUUUCCUGUUACCUCACCUAUGGGUCUUUGCCACCUGGGCUCCUAUUGGUGAUGCCAGGAUGCUGUGUGUCUUAGCCAGAUGCCCUCUGCUUGGCCUUGGACCUUGCUUGAUGGUGAUUUCUCUGAUGCAGAACUGUGACCUUUAUCUUUGAAUUCUCAAGCCCCAGAUAGAUGGAUGGAUGGACAGACAGAUGGGUGAGGUAUGUGGAUACAGCCUAGUGACUCAGGAUGCUGGCCUAUGGUAUAACACUCUCUCCCUCCCCCAUCCCUCAACACAGAUAUGCUCCACACUCCAUUCAGCUGGGGCUCCUGAAGGUUUUAUCCACUUGGCUGCCAAGGAAAGCACUGGGCAACAUCCAUGACUGGCUCCCAGAAAGCCCAGCUGACAGGAACUAGCUGUGAUUGCACAUAGACAGGGGUGUCCAAAUGUCUCUCCUCAUUCUCCAUGUUCCUUGUCUGUGUCCCAAGGAGCUGUUUCCCUCUCAGCCCAGGAUCCAGGGGUUCAGAGCAGACCUGGCAGUGCUGAAACUGAUGAAGGUAGUCUCACAAGGCUUAUUUCUGAGGCCGACUGAGUCUCCGAAAUUUCUUGAGUUGACUGAGCAGCUCAGAGAUAAAAGGCUGAGAAAGAAACAGGGGUGAGAUCAAGGUAUGGGGUCACACCCACCCAACACACUGCUCUCCCUAAUCUCCACCUGACCCCAUCGCCUCAGAGUCAGGGAAGGGGAGAAGGACCCAGCACCCAGCUUUCCUCUUCACUAGCUGUGCCCCACUGGGUCUCCUCUUACCUCCAGACCAGCAGAGCAUCCCUUACCUCUGUGGGGCGGGGGCAGUUUUGGAGAAUAGCCUAGUGGAAGAAAGCAAAGAGUUGGUCCUGGAGCCACAGCACUUUUUCAUGAGACCUCAGUCAGUCUCCCAGCAAUUCUCCCCUCUAAACUGGUUCUCCCCACACUGGAUGCAAGGGCAGAACCUGGGUUCUUGGGUUCCCCUUGGUCCAAGCCCAGCUUCCAUCCCCCAACCCCUGGGCCUGGGGCCCAGCUCCCCGCACCCCCCCCCCCCAUUCUACCUCCAACUGAGUGUGCUGCUCCUCUGUGGAUAGUUCCAUGAGAGCCUCCAGGUCGAUCUCAGGCUCAGAAGGAGUUGAUUGAUCCUGUUUGGGAAUCACAUGGGGCUCAGAGGAGCCUGGCCAGCUGGUGCUGGAGUAAAAGUUACUGUCAGGGGUUCACCUAUCUCCUACUCUAUUUGCCAUGUUCAGUUCCUUUCCUCAGCUUACUCAAACCACCCAUUCAUCCUUCCAUUCAACAGUUACUGAAUACCUACUAUGGUCUACCUGAAACAGUCUAGGGUUCUUUAAAAAGAGUAUCUGUUUGGGGCUUCCUAGGUGGCUCAGUGGUUGAGAAUCCGCCUGCCAAUGCAGGGGACACGGGUUCGAUCCCUGCUCUAGGAAGAUUCCCACAUGCCACGGAGCAACUAAGCCCAUGAGCCACAACUACUGAGCCUGUGCUUUAGAGCCCGUGAGCCACAACUAUUGAGCCCAUGUGCUGCAACUACUGAAGCCCACGUGCCUAGAGCCCAUGCUCCACAACAAGAGAAGCCACGGCAAUGAGGAGCCCGCGCACCACAACGAAGAGUAGCCCCCACUCACCGCAACUAAAAGAAAGACCAUGCACAGCAAAAAAAAAAAAAAAAAAAAAAAAAAAAGACCCAACA
Messenger RNA from Hippopotamus amphibius kiboko, 4193 nucleotides. RefSeq names its product zinc finger FYVE-type containing 19 (gene ZFYVE19). Gene Ontology annotation, cellular component: midbody; cleavage furrow; centrosome. The transcript has 11 exons. Gene Ontology annotation, biological process: mitotic cytokinesis checkpoint signaling; abscission. Lineage: Eukaryota; Metazoa; Chordata; Mammalia; Artiodactyla; Hippopotamidae. Gene Ontology annotation, molecular function: metal ion binding; phosphatidylinositol-3-phosphate binding. The coding region runs from base 313 to 1536 and encodes 407 amino acids. The record is from RefSeq and is a predicted model, not a curated record.